CUGGGCCAGGAUGUUAAUGCCUGCCCGAGAGGGGGGACCUGCUGGAGGGGGCUGCAGCAGACUGGCGCGGAAGCGGGCACACCAGCGUCAAGUGCAGCUUGGACUCACGGACCUGGCCCAUUUACAUUUCACUUUUUCUUCCAUCUGUGUCCAGUUGUCUUCAGCAUGGAGGAACAGAAUAACUCUGCUGGGAAGGAGCUUCAACACAGGACACAAGCAGAAGUUGCAGGAAAGAAAAUCUGGCACUCACAGGCCUACACCCUUGGGGCCAUUUCCAACUUUAUGUCUACUUUUCUGACCUUUCCUAUCUAUAAGGUGGUGUUCCGGCAGCAAAUUCAUGCUGUGGCAGUGUCAGAGGCUGUGAGACAGCUUUGGCAUGAAGGCCCUCAGUACUUCUACCGGGGCAUCUACCCUCCUCUUCUCUCCAAGACCCUGCAAGGGACUCUGUUGUUUGGCACUUAUGAUAGUCUGCUGUGCUUUUUCUCCCCAGUUGGGCCACAUUCCCUUGGACAGCGCUGGAUGGCAGGGCUCAUGUCUGGUGUAGUAGAAGCUGUAGCACUCAGCCCCUUUGAAAGAGUACAGAAUGUGCUUCAGGAUGCUAGAAAGCAAGCCAGCUUCCCUAGCACCUUCAGCAUUCUUAAGGAAUUCAAUUCUUAUGGGCUUUGGGGGCGGCUGUCAUUGGGAUAUUAUCGUGGUUUCUGGCCACUCCUUGUCAGAAACAGCCUGGGAAGUGCUCUCUAUUUCUCCUUCAAGGAUCCUAUCCAGGAUGGCUUGGCAAGGCAAGGACUGCCCCAUUGGGUUCCUGCUUUGGUGUCUGGUAGUGUCAAUGGAACAAUCACCUGCCUGGUUCUGUAUCCUCUGAUUGUGCUAGUUGCCAAUAUGCAGUCUCAUAUUGGCUGGCAGAGAAUGCCAAGCCUGUGGGCUUCAGCACAAGAUGUAUGGGACACUCGAGGUCGAAAAGUACUCUUGAUUUAUAGAGGAGGAUCCUUGAUCAUCCUCAGAUCCAGUGUGACAUGGGGCCUCACUACUGCUAUUCAUGACUUCUUGCAGAGAAAGGCUCACACCAAGAAAGAUACUGACUAAAUGAAGUGUGGCUAUGGUAUCUUCACUGGUUGGUUGUGUAUAGUAUAUUUCUUUGUCUUGAUUAUGUAAUACAAUUGCUAUUUACUGUCUUUAAACUGUCUCUGCAUGGGAGAAGCUCCUACCUUUUUACCUGUUAGUCAUGGACAAAGCCUACCAGGAUUACUUGGUCAAAGAAAGUCUCCCAAGUCUAUGCACAGCUUCAGUAGCCUCAGAACCUGGAGUCUUUAAAUAAUCUGUAGCCCAGAUUAAAUGUCAUUCCUUUAAGGUUUUUUUCCAAAUAAAAGGAAACUUUAAAAGAAGACUCUACUCAGUACUGUGAGUCUGGAGUCCUCCUGACUAGACUGAGUAGAACUCUAAUUUUAACAAACUGUACUAGGCUUUGAGGCCAACUUCAGAGAUGCCUAUAUUUUACUGACACUGUUCACUGCCUCUACCACAGCCGCUCUCAUUUUAAGCUAUGGGUCCCACUUUCAGGGUACCCACUCUGAUUACAAAUCAGAUGCCACAAGAAUGGAACAUGCUGGACACAUGAAGACAUUUGGUUCCUGGAUAGAAAGAAUAAAGGCUUUGAAGCAAGAGGUUUAAUUAAUUUAAGUACAUGCCAAAUAGAAAAAAAAAAGAGCCCUAUAGUUUGGUUUGGUGUUCUCUGUUAGGGCUAACGCACACACAUGUACGUAUUUAUGUAUGUUUAUAUACAUAUGUGUGUGUGUAUGUGUGAUUACAAUGCCUACAAACCACUUAAGUUUCUAUACGAAACCUGGAACUAACAUGACCAUAUCUCUUCACAACUAAUUGCUAAUUCUGUUGAUGUGGACAACUAUAUAGCAACUACAGUAUAAUGAUCUUAUCCUGUCAUUCAGAGCCAUUGACAAUGUGGACCCCAUAUAACUCUCUGUAUAUUAUCACACCACAUGCAUGGACUGCACCAUGUAUGUUUUUCUCUCCCCAAACAUUCCAUGAACUUAUCCAAGGCCUUACUCUGCCUUCACUGUCCUCACUACUUGCACUGCAUUCCCCCCCUCGCGCUAAUAAAAGGCCUCCAAUUUACAAAAGUACAGCUCCGAUACCUCUGCCUGUAUGGAGCUCAUUCUCUAUCCCCCCACCUAUAUGAAUGUGACAUUAAUUUUGUGAUACCCCCUUCCAACAGCUCAUCAACAUGCACUGAUUCCGUUAUGUUACUGAUCCAAUGUGGCCCUAUGUUCUUGCUGUUCUUCAGUACCUCCUACUAGAUUGUAAACUUCUUGAAAGCAGGGAUUCUUAUAUGUAUUCUUAAAUCCUCCAUUGUGCCUAGGUGCUCAAUAAAGUUUGUGAAUUAUUGAAUUGAUUAUCAAGCUGUGAUAUGGUCUAUAUCUUCAGGGUGCUAUCCCUAUUACAUGAAGAUAAUGUUACUGACCCAUUGUCAACAAGACACAUGCCUUUGGGAUGUGUUCAUUUUCUUUUAAUAGUGGAUUUAGUUUUGUGCUAAUUAUAAUGCUAAUGAUAAUAACAAUAAUAAUAAAAUUGUGUUC
This is a messenger RNA of Psammomys obesus (fat sand rat), 2591 nucleotides long. It is a transcript of the gene Slc25a53, whose product is annotated as solute carrier family 25 member 53. The coding region runs from base 166 to 1083 and encodes 305 amino acids. The transcript is spliced from 2 exons. The record is from RefSeq and is a predicted model, not a curated record. NCBI's taxonomy places the organism in Eukaryota, Metazoa, Chordata, Mammalia, Rodentia, Muridae.